AUGUGUCUGUCCAGCCGUCGAUGGCCAGUCUUUGAGAGGAGUUUUGGUCAAGAGGAUCAAGAAAGCCUUGAUAUUCAUGAGCUGACAAAAGACGACAUUCGGAAGUUUGUGCAUGCUCAGCUGAGGGCUGGUCCUCGCUGGAGUCUCGAUACAUCCGAAAAUGCUUCCUUGAAGCAGGCUGAGCUCGUUGAUCGAAUCGUGGCUCAGGCCAAUGGUGUAUUUCUCUGGGCUUUCUUUGUUACGCGAUCUUUACGAGAAGGUCUUUCGAAUGGCGAGAGAUUGGAAGAUCUGGCCGCACGCCUCAGCCGAUUACCCUCAGACUUGGAUCAUCUUUUCCAGCACAUGUUGGAUAGCGUGAACCCUGCCGAUCAUCGUAAAAUGGCGGGAAUCUUACAGGGGGCUAUACAUGCUCUGGAGCCGCUUCACGUCGAUAUUUACUGGCAAUUGGAAAGAGAACUAGAGGAUGUCAAGUCUCUUUCUAAAGAAACGAUAACACCAAACCCCAAGGAAAAUGUCGCUCUGCGGAGAGAGCAAUCCAGUUACAGCAUCAACGAGAAGACUAAAGGACUGCUCAAGCUUGUCAACGACCGAGUCGAGUUCCUUCACAGGACCGUAAAGGACUUCAUUUUAACGAAAGAUAUCGGCGAGUACCUCCGGGGGAAGCUUCCGACUGACUAUAAUGGCUUCAUCUCCAUCGCUGCUGCAUAUCUCGGGUUCCUGAGAGCCACACGCCAAGAUAAUUCACUGGUCGCAGACAUUAUUAGGCAAGGGCGAGGGAUGAACACCGGUCCAUAUAUUGCACAUCUGAACCAAGCCCUGCUUUAUGCGUCCGAAGCGCUGAAACAGACAGAUCAACUUGGUUCCAGCCAGAGCCGGCAGGUCGAACAGCUCUUGGAUGAGUACGAGGCAGCCAUUGUCAACAUGGUCAAACUCGGCCAGUUGACAGUCAGGGGCGUUAAUGCUGGCGGAUGCGAUCCGAGAGUGCUGUUCCGCGAAGAGCUCCUCCGUCAUGAUCUAGCGCCUUAUUUGGCAAAGAAAAUUCGCCAGAUGCCGGAUUUCUUCGAUGUCUUCGACGAGUCGCCCCUGUAUGCAGCGCUCAUGCCCAUGUCUCGCGGCAGUGGCGAAAGUUCUGCGCCUGCACUAGGAGUCCUCGAUAUACUUCUUGGCCGUGGAGUGGAUCCAAACUCGGUUCCGAGAGAAAUAGGCAUCUUGGGCGAUCUCGAUGCACCUUCGCCGUGGGUUGCGUUCGCUCGCAGCACAAUGUCUGUCUUCAACAUGCUGUCAGGGCCGUGCAUGUUCCCUGCCCAGCGAUGGAACGACUCCCUGAAGAAUGCCACAUUUAGCCGCUUGCUGUCUCACGGCGCGGACCCCAACAAACCUCUGCUGGACCGCCCGGGAGCCCGCACCGUCUUCUCACACUUCUUGGAUAUCUCCUUGUCCAAAUUCCUCGGCGAGGAAUGCUUCGAAGACUAUCCAAAGACACUAGAUGCGUUUCUGCGAGCAGGCGCUAGUCUGGGUGUGCCCGAGCUGCGCAGGCAGGAUGGUUCAACUGUAGAAGCUGCCUUUGGGAACCUAGCGAGAAGACACCCAGAAGAGUCGAUUUUAGCGUCGUUUUGCAAUGAGCUCAAGAGCCUCAUGGCAAGAUUGACAGCCGACCCGCCGAGAGCUACGUUUACCAUCACUGCCGCGGCAGAGAAGGAGACCUAA
This is a messenger RNA of Colletotrichum fioriniae, 1707 nucleotides long. Lineage: Eukaryota; Fungi; Ascomycota; Sordariomycetes; Glomerellales; Glomerellaceae. The record is from RefSeq and is a predicted model, not a curated record.